UUUUUAAACAACACAGCAGUGUUGUGUCCCCUUGAUCCUGAGUGAGGGCUCACACCUUUUCAGACAUGAAAGGUCUGGCAGAAGUUCUGGUGACAGCUGCAUCCUCUGCCCAAAUAACAUCCCCGCAAAAGGAGUCCUACUGAUUUCAACUUAAUUCUCUUAGAAUAAAAGUUUCUUAAUAAGUAAGAAUGGCUUCCAUCAUAAAGAAUGUCUACAUUUUAGAAAACGGCGCACUUCAAGGUAACUUUUCAAAAGUGUAGGUGUCUACACAAUGAUUGGACUGUAGCUGUUGUGAUUUUGACCUUUAUCUAUCCUGUAGAAUUAACCUUUCACGAAGAAAGUGAUGAGCUCCAACGUGGUGUUUGUUUGUAUAGUGAGGACACACGCAGGGCUGACUUGUCAGAGUGGUGUGAAUGUCUCAGGUGAAACGGCAGUCUUCAUUAAGACACAUCACAUCAAACUGAUAAUUGUCGCUGUGCAGACUUUAGAGUAAUUUCCCACAGAAGGAAUCUAAUUAUUUUUCUUUCUAUCACAUUAACCGUCUGUUUGGCCUUAUUCACACCACGGUGAUAACGAACCAGUCCCUUCGGGAAGGUCUCAUUUUGGCACUUUACUUGUCCUUUGAACUUUUUUUUUUUUCUGAAGUUGUGAACCCAUAAAGGUCCGGAGAUCUGCUUCUAUAUAAAACGCGUUUGGCAAGAAAAAAAAAAAAAAUCUCACAUUCUCUCAAGCCGCCUGUCAUCCGCCUCGCUGAGCAGUAGUCUGGAUUUCUAACAUGGAUCUGGAAGCUGUCACGGCUGCUAUCCUAUCUGAUUGGGAGAUCCUUGAGAGUGCCUCUGGAGAAAAUCCGGAGUCCGUCUGUCCGGAGUCCCCCCUGGAUUCUUCGCUGUGUUCCUCACCGGAGAUUUGUUUCCCCAUCUCCAAACAGGAGAAUAAGGAUUUAUCCUUUGUCUGCGCCGGACGCAAAGAGACUUCGUCGGGGCAAAGGCAGAGCAAAACAAAGAUGUCCGUGAAAAGGCGCAUGAAGGCCAGCGAGAGGGAGAAGAUGCGGAUGAGAAGCUUGGCAGAGGCUCUGCACCAGCUCCGCGACUUCCUUCCGCCGGAUUACAGCAAGAGAGGCCAGCCCUUGACCAAGAUCCAGACGCUUAAAUACACCAUCGAGUACAUCAACAAGCUCUCUGACAUCCUGAGCCGUGCGUAAUGGAGGCACCGUGGAGCGCUUUUACGCAACAUGCCAUCUCUCAUCAUGGACCCCUUUUUGAACUUAGAUGUUUCAUUUUUCAUCAUAAUAACUUUGAAAUCUCUCUUACUUGUCAGUCUUUUGGGUUUUUUCUUUAAUGUAAAUAUUGUUUGGGCACUUGGAAAGUAUCAUACAAAUACUUGGAAAGUAUGCAUAUGAGGCUGCCCCUUUUCUGGAAUUGUGAAUUCAGUUUUUAGUAUACAGUAUAGGCGAUUUAGUUGUUACUAGAAUAGAAUGAACUUGGCCAAACUAUUUGCUAUUAUUAUUUUUUUGCUGAACAGACCUAAGAGAGAACAUAUCUUUCCAAUGAUUUGAAUCCCUUAAUUGUGUUUUGUUCUAAUGUUUUCACGUUUUCUGUUUGCAAAGCCAAUAGUUUGUGUUUGUGUGAAUAACAAGGCUGUUCAAAGUAUUUGAGUCGCACCACAAUUUUUAACAAUAAUAGCUGUUGUGUUCACCCUUUCUUCCUUG
Molecule: messenger RNA, 1708 nt
Organism: Xiphophorus couchianus (Monterrey platyfish)
Lineage: Eukaryota; Metazoa; Chordata; Actinopteri; Cyprinodontiformes; Poeciliidae
Gene: msgn1
Product: mesogenin 1
Exons: 1
Coding region: 776-1201 (141 amino acids)
Biological process (GO): regulation of transcription by RNA polymerase II; mesoderm formation
Cellular component (GO): nucleus
Molecular function (GO): DNA-binding transcription factor activity, RNA polymerase II-specific; protein dimerization activity; RNA polymerase II cis-regulatory region sequence-specific DNA binding
Source: RefSeq, a predicted model, not a curated record